AUGGAUGGAGACGUGAAUGAUGAAGGUGGAAAACACACUGUAAAAGGUAACAAUAACAGCCGCGGUAAAGACAAAAGUAAAGGUGGAAGUAAAAGCGAUAGUAAGCAGGGAAGUAUCAACAGCAGUAUCAACUGCAGUAACAACAGUAGUAAUAAUAGCAGUGUCAACAGUAGCAAAACUAGCAGUGUCAACAGUAGCAAAAAUAGAAGUGUUAACAGUAGCAAAAAUACAAGAGCCAGAAGUAGUAAAAAUAGAAGUGCCCAAAGUAGUAAAAACAGAAGUAUCAACAGUAACAAUACUAGCAGUGCCAACAGUAGCAAAAACAGAAGUAUCAACAGUAGCAAAAAUAGAAGUGCCAAAACUAGUAAAAACAGAAGUACCAACAAUAGUAAAACCAGCAGUGGCAACAGCAGUAACAACAGUACAAACAGUAGUACCAACAAUAGUAAAACUAACAGCGACAGCAGUAGUUGCAACAAAAUGGACGCGAAUUUUUCCAGUGAUGCGCACACCCCAAAUUGCAACGGCGGAGACUUCUCCGACCCAAAAAGCGAAUUCCACAUCCACAAUAGGGAUCAGGAAAAUUGCGGAAAAACACAAAAAGACAAAAUAAAAUUCACACAGGUAAAUAAUUUCCAUUGGAAUUACGACAACCAAGCAGUUAGACAGAGCUACGAUGCGAUUACGUCUAAUGAAAUAAGUGCGAACAACGCAAAUAUGUGUUUCUCAAAUAAUAGCGCUAUGAAUUGCCAUCCCCCAAUGCGUGAUGGUAAUAACAAUUUAAUAAAACCAAAUAAUGUGGGUUACUCAAAUUCUAAUACACCCAAUUCUAACCAUGUCUACAAUAUGAAUAAGGUUUACAUUGACGGCAAUCCAUUCUCCAUUAAGACAAGCACAACAGACAAUAAUUUACUAAACAUGAAUUCUGCUUAUUUUAAUAAUGCAAUGAAAUGUUCCGAUUACCACAAUUCUAACAACUGCAUAUAUCAUACUGGCAUGCUAAACACGAGCACCCCAGAAAAUCAGAAAAAUUAUUCCAACAACUCAAGUCCACAUAAAAAUGAUUACUUGAAAUAUAACCUGUAUUCUGUGAAUUCUAUAAAUAAUAAUCUGAAUUUUUCGAACGUAUCCAAUUCGAAUAACUUGAACUACAACGUAUUUAAUAGCAACGUCACUACCCCUGCCUUAGAUGCAAUGAAUUAUAACCCCAUAAAGAACUCGUGCAAUGCGAAAUACAAAUCUAACAUGCUGGAUUCUACACCAAUAAAAAAUAUCAACUUGUCCAAGGUGAAGGAUCUCAAUUUUAGUCACUCCAACAAGGUAUUUUUGCACAACUCUGAUGUGUCUAAUAAUUCCUACAGAAAAUUAAAAAAUGAAAAAUUGUCGCCAAACUAUUCCACUCCUGUGUGCAAUCUAGUCUCAAUCGAGGAGUCGUCUAAAUGCAGUUCGAGCAGUCGUUCCAGACGUCCAAAUAAAAACGUUUUAAAAACUAAUGCUUUUAAUAGCACUGAUUCUAGCGUAGAGAAGGAAGACGUGAAUGCGUUAGUUUUUGCGGAACCAGGAGUUGCUGGCAAUGAUAGGGCGAAAUUGCUAACUAGGGGAAUUGAGAGUUGUGAAGAAGUGGUAUCACGGGAAAGUGUAGAACAAACAGAGCGAAGUCACAAACAGGAACGAGGACAAGCACGUAAAAACGACGUAGGUAUGGGGGAACACAAACAGAGCGACAAAAAAAAGAAAAAUGCACACCUAAUGAGAAAUCAUUCAAAUACUCAAAAUAAAAAACAUAAAAGCGAAGGAAAUUCAUUAUAUACAGAUGUCACAUGUGGAAAAACAAAAGGAAAGUCUUCUGAUCAAGACAAAGAGGGCUACGGCCGGGAGGAUAAAUCAAGAGAAAAAUACAACGCAAAUGAACGGAAAAAAGAUUCAAAGGAGGAAAACGUCGCAGUGACCACCAUAACAAAAAAUCAAAGGAGUAGAAGAAGCUUAACAAAUGAAAAUCAACAAUGGAGGUGUGAAGAGCAAAAUUUCAAUUGUAAAGAAGAUACACACGAAUGCAGUUACAAAAAGGGCCCAAGAGAAAUCCCAUCAAAAGGAAGCAGUAAAAAUCAAAUAGUUGUGCAUAAAAGAAAUAGUCAAGUUUUGACAAAGAUAAUGAAUUUCCAUGGUUCGGAUGAAGAUAUAAAAAAUGAUGUGAUUUCUCAUAAAAAGAAAUAUAAUAAAACGGAGCACACAAAAGGUGACGAAUUCCCUGACAUUGUUAAAUCCAAUACGAUAAAAGAUAGGUUGAGAUCACGCUCAGCAAAAGAACAGGGAGAAAGAAAUAAAACUUUACAAGAUAGCACAAAUGGAAAAAAUUUGUCGAAAUAUGAUUUCCUCGUGAAUCGAAAUGCCCUUUUUAAUAAUGUUCUCAUGGAAAAUGAAAAAGAAGCGAAAAAAAAAGUAAGUUCCCCAAAGAAAUGUGAAGAAAAGUGCACCAAUUCGGAACAAGUGCAAAACGAUAAUAAUAUGGCGCAAAAAAAAAGAAAGCUUAAAGACAUCAGCCAAGGAAAAGCUGACUCAAAAGGUGAGCCCGUUGCGGAAGUCAUGAGCAAAAAUGAAAAAAUAAAGAAAAAAUUGAAAAUAUUGAAAACGGAUGACAAUCCAAAGGAUCAAAAAAAUGCCGAUGAUCUAAGCAGUGCAGUUAGCAGAAAUAGCAAUAACCAUAAAGACAAGCGAAAGGAAAAACCUCGUCAAGAUCAAACACAUGCUUCUAAUGUCAACGUGGGGGAAAAUAAAAAUUGUGCUAAACCACCAAAAGGGGAUGUGGCCAAAGGAGAGGAUCUUGCUGGAAAGAAGCAAAAUGAAAACAAAAAUGGAACAGAUGCGUUAAGGGUGGAAAGUCGCAAAAAGGAUGAUAGGAAAACGCAACAAGAAAAAACAAGUGAAAAAGUAAAGAAGGCCAAAACGGAUCAAGAGGUCCAAAAUGGAGAACACCUUCCAGCAGUGCAAACUACAUUAUUCCAUAAAAUGAAAGAAAAAAGCAGUGUAGAAGGAACGGAUACAAAGGAACCAAGCGAAGUAACAGUCGAAACGGAAGAGGCUCCAACCGGAGAAAGUAACCUGGACAAGGGCGAUAAAAACGAGGCGUCUUUGAAAGGGAAACUUUCACAAAAGAGGGAAAAUCCUUUGGACGAAAAAAACUCCAUUAAAGACAACCGUGGAGAAAUAUACAGUAAUGAAGAUGGUAAUACGGGAAGGGAUUCUCCUCAAAUAAAAGUUCUGCAGGGGGAAACCUCCAAAUCGAAAGGACUUAACAAAGAAGUGGCCAAAUCAGAUAAUCAUGCAAACCAUGAAAAGAAAAAAACAUCCCAAAUGAACAAACCGAUCAAAGGUAAAUGCGAACAAGUUGCAAACGGGAAGGAAGCAGUCGCGAAACAGGAAGGACCAAUGUUAGGCAGUACACAGGAAAAGUCCCCCGUGGAUGCAGUAGACGGGUACAAAAAAAAGGAGGCCGUCGUGAUAAAAGAGGAACCAGAACGUCCCAAGCAGUGUAACAAGGAAAAGGAUCCCAUGGGUGAGGAAAAGAAAGACAAAAUAGAAAACACCACGGAGCUUAAACCAAAAGUAGGUGAUGCACAUCCCGCAAAGGACGCUGCAGAAAAAUUAGACAUGCCUAAUAGUGCGCAUGAGCAUGAAAAAGAAAAACAGAACGAUGAAAAAAAAAAUACAAGGGACAAAAAUGGACAUGUAAUUGAUAAGGACAAAUAUAAAAUUACGGCCUCAGUAAUUUAUCCCAAUGAUACUAAAACUGUACGUGUAAAUCGUAAAAAGAAAAAAAGCGUGAAAGGCUUAGAGAAAUAUUCACCAUCAGCGACAAAUGAGAAGAGAGAUUCGGUACAAGACAAGGCAAAGAAAAAUUGGUCAAACUUGGGCUACAUCAAUUACGUAGAUAACUUUGUCGGGAAGGGUUCCUAUGGCAAGGUCAGGAAGGCUUUGUACAACAUCGACAACAAUGCAAAGGACUUAAAAUUUUACAUUGACAAGAUAAAUAGUCCACAAUUUGCACACCUGUUAGAGAAAUGUACCACGCUGAACAAGUUGAAACAGGCUGACGAAAAAGACGCAGCGGAACUGGACCCCCAGGCGGUCUACAAUAACGCCCCCAGUGUGAAAACCAGAAGACACUAUUCCCUUGCCUUAAAUAAUGGAAGUCUCGCAGUUAGUGACGCAAAGGAGGUGAGCAGGGGUAUACAAAACGAUAGCUCAAUUUGUCAGGUGAACACACGAAAAGAACCCCUAAAUAUCCAAGAGCCCAUUUUAGAAGAACAUGAAAAAGAAAACCAGUGCCCUUGUUGUGACCGCAAAGGGUACGUCCAGUUAGCCAUAAAAGAAAUAGACGUUAAUCGAAAAGGGAACGACUUUCAAUUUGUGAGAGAACAAGAAAUGAUGUGCCACUUCAACAGCAACGUCAUUAAACCCAUAAGCACAAAAAAUGGAAACUUAAAGGAAAAACGGAAUUACGAAAUAUUAAUGCACUGUGCUAAUGGUGACUUGAGAAAAUUACUUCAAAAUUUAUUAUGCCACAGAAAAAAAGAAUAUGAAAAAAGAACAAGAAUUAACAAAAUCCUGAAAAUAAUACAUAUCAUUUGGGGGGAAAAAUACAAAUGCUACAAAAAUGAACAUAAAAGAGAAAAUACUUGUAUAGGUCUAUGCUAUCAAAAAUUAAAAAAUGUGAAAAUAAGAUUAUAUAACACCGAAGUCCAGGUAGACUUACCCAAAGUGGACUUGGUAUAUGACAAAAUAAAGAUGUACAAUUGUGGGUUAACAGAAUUGGAGUGUAAAUUUCUCUUCUUUCAGAUAGCAAACGGAAUUAGCUUCCUCCAGACAUGCUACCAAUCUAACAUAAUACGCUUAACAGAUAUUAAGUUGCAAAACAUUUUGGUGUAUACAACUGCUCAUAAUAUUUAUAAUCCCUUCAAGUGGCAUUUGUGCAUUUCCGAUUUUGGCUGUUCUGCAAUGGAAUAUGCAACUUAUCACCUUGAAAAUAUGAAAGAACACAACACAAAAGAGUACAAAAGUGCCUUAAGCCAGUGGAAGCAUCAGUUAAUUAAUCAACUCUCUUCGUACUUCCAAGGAACAGUUUACACCAUGGCACCUGAAGGCUUAUGCUACGACCACAAAAGAAAUUUUAGAAAUUCAAAAUAUAACCCCUUGAUUCAUUUUUAUGAGCAAAAUUUUGGAAACAUCGAUGUCAGAUUUAAAGAGCUUGAAAAAUCCCUAGAUGGGGUUGUUAGCAGUAUGCAAAAAUGUAAAUUGCUUAAUAUAAACUCUUAUAAAAACUUUGAUUUGAAUCAUGAGAUGAAAACUCAAGACAAGGAAGCACCUCAAAGAAAUCCUGAUGGUGCUAACAAUGCUGAGGGACAAAUGGAACAAGAAAAGAAUGCACCAAGUGAGAAAGACAUUUCACAAAAGAAAGAGCUACCCGCGCAAAGAGACAACACGGAACAUGCAGGUAACGAAAAGGGCAAAGGGAAAACUGACGGAAAAACUGAAGUAAAAAGUGAAGUAAAAAGUGAAGCGAAAACUGACGGGAAAGCUGAAGCGAAAACUGAAGGGAAAAAUGAAGGGAAAGGGGAAGGGAAAGGGGAAGGGAAAGGAAAAAACGACCAAAAAGAAAGCAACAAAAAGAUGAACAACACCUCAACGGAAUACUUCCCUUUCGAUGUAAGAUGCGACAGCUGGGCCCUAGGCAUCAUCCUAGCCGAUUUAGGGAAAUGCGGAAUGGGCACUUACGAUUAUGCAACAUUAGAAAAUUUCAGCCCCAAUUGCAUUAACUGUAUGGCCAACAGCAAAAAUGUGGACCUAAAUAGCAUAGUAUUGGACAACUUGAAUAUCUCAAACGCUGAAGAAGUUUUUUAUUUGCAGUGUAUAAUGGACUACUACGACAUUGUUAGCAUGCAGUGGGGCGAUGAAUGUAUAGAGAAUGAGAAUCUAAAAAACCGUGGACGCAAAAGGGACCACGGGGACGAGUCCAAUUGGGGGAGCAUUUCAGACGAGGAAGGUGCCAACUCCGGGGGAAACGCAGUGGGAGAUUUGAAAAACCACCAUAGCGACAACUCCAUCGGGAGAGACAUGCACAAAUGUGCAGACAAGCGAAGGGGAAAAAGACACAGAUACAGAAUCAACUGCGCUAAGAAUCGUUCCAGAGGCGCCAAAGGGAUGGAAAUAAAAAUUGAGGACAAUGUAAACGAUUGUUCAAAGCCAAAUAAAAGCAACCCUGGCUUGAAAAAAAAUGACCCCAGGAAUGAUGAAAAAAAGAAUAAAAUCGAGAAGAACAAUGGGAGACACAGGAAGAAAAACCAAAAAGAUGAUGAGGAGAAAUUUGAAAACCUAGACUUGUUUACAACCCAUUACAAGCAGUUCAUCUUACAAUACAAAAGCUUCAUAAAAGAUGAUCAAUUUACAUAUAUGAAAUAUGAGUUUGUGAGAUAUUAUAAGUGGAAUAAACAUUUGAUAACCCCCGAAAAUAUAGGCAAGAAAAUCCUAUUCGUCUUUCUAAUAAUUAAUAACAGCCUGACGUACAGUAUCUACGACGACUAUCAGUCAUUUGUUAGACACGAGCUAACCAUUAAGGGCAUGGGGUCAGGUAUCUUCAGGUUUAGAAACAGAAUAGAAAAAGAAAAAUAUUUCGUAGACUUUCAUGUCAACCUGCAAAAGGAACACAUGAAUGGAAACAGGGAGUACUGGCAUAGUCGAUUAACCAAUAAAUAUUUGGCUCGUGUUUUAAAAGAAGUUUGUCAUAAAGAUUCUUGUGAGAGACAAAGAAAUAUAAAAAGAUGUUACGGCAAAUUUGAGUGCCCCAUAAAUUAUAGUGAUGACUUCUGGGAUUUAUUGACUAAUCUUUUGAAUUAUGUUCCUUGUGAAAGAUUACUAGCCUGUGAAGUUAUUGGCCACGAUUUUUUCUCUGAACCAAGUGAAAAAAUUAAUAAAAUUGCAGCUACUGCAGCUGACAAGGAUGCUACGGACUUGUUUGCCCACAAGGAAUUGAUGUAUGUCAUAUCGAAGAAUUACAUCCAAGAAAAGAAGGAGAACAAAUAUGUCUUCAAUCCUUUUCUUCGGAAAACUCAAGGGGAAACUGAAAGAGAGGAACGCAAAUCCAACAUGGGAGACAAAUUUCUUCAGUUGCGUGCAAACAAAGGCAUUUCACUCAAAUGCGUAGCAAAGUCUGUAGAAAGACGAGUCAGUGCAGGAAGAGAAAAAGGACGGGACUUGUCAAAUGUGAGUUUGGCGCUGGCAAAUGAAAAGAAUGCCAAUGAACAAAAGAAACUUAUGACGUACCUGUACGACGCCCUCAAUGAGUACUUGAAAAACGGGCGUGAUUCUUGCGACAAUGUAAGGGACUGUCUGAAUUACAGAAACAUUGUGGAGAUGAUGGGAAAGCUGAAAACCCCCCUUUUAGCGGUUAACGAAAGGGACCAAAGAGGUGUGAGAAGUGCACUCGUAAGAAAUGAACAAUUUGUGAGCCCACGAACCGUCUGCAACAAUGUGUAUUAUUUCCUAAACCAGCCGUCCAUUUUUACCCAGAUCACAAAUUUAGACAUAUUCAUGAAGGCGCACCUACCAUUAGAGCAUCUAUGCCUGCCCAUGUGCGAUGAAAAAACGUGCAAGGAUAAAUUAAAAGUGGACUUCUUCUUCAAGCCAAUGUACUUUUAUUCCUUCCCAUACAAAAUUAUACAUGCAUGGUAUACGGGCCCCCUGCACAGCUACUUAAAGCACCCAGGCAUUCCUGAUUACAUCAACUCCAUAUGUGUAAGAGAAGCGUAUACUUUAAAAAGGAAAGAAAUGAUCUUUUGGGAUUACGAAAAUAUCGUUAUGGAAAGUGCACUGAAACUUAAGCAACUUUUAAACUGCUCCGAUGAUUUCCUCUGCACCCCUUAUGUGUCCCAUAUAAUAGGAAAGCAUUUGAUAAUUAGGAAGCAAUUCCUUUUAAAAAAUGUUGAUAAACAACAAAAGGAGUAA
This is a messenger RNA of Plasmodium fragile, 7998 nucleotides long. RefSeq names its product serine/threonine protein kinase. NCBI's taxonomy places the organism in Eukaryota, Apicomplexa, Aconoidasida, Haemosporida, Plasmodiidae. Gene Ontology annotation, molecular function: ATP binding; protein kinase activity. The record is from RefSeq and is a predicted model, not a curated record. The transcript has a single exon. Gene Ontology annotation, biological process: protein phosphorylation. The coding region runs from base 1 to 7998 and encodes 2665 amino acids.